AUGGAAUUGAAAAAUUGGAUAUUAAUUUUUUUAAUUACUUUUAUUGCUUUAAAUAUUAAAAAUAUUUAUUUUUUUUUAAAACAACGUUAUACUUUUAUUGUUUCUUUAUGGAAUAUACCAGGUCCUUUAGCUAUACCAAUUUUUGGAUCAACUCUUUGGUUAAAAUGGAAUAUUGAAGAUUUAACAUUACAAAUAAAUGAAUUUUCUGAAAAACUUUAUCAACAAAAUACAAAAAUAGCAUGUUUUUGGCUUGGACCAUAUCCAUUAAUAUCACCACUUCAUCCUGAGACAGCAGAAAAAAUAUUAUCAUCAACAGAAAUUUUAAGAAAAGGACCAGAGUACUCUAUUUUUACACAAUGGUUGAAAACUGGCUUACUUACAAGUUGGGGUAACAAAUGGAAAUCUAGGAGGCGUCUAUUAACUCCAACUUUUCAUUUUAAUAUUUUAAAAGAAUUUAUGAACGUUUUUAACAAUGAAUCAAAGAUUCUGAUUAAAGAAUUGUCAAAAAGUUAUAAAAAAGAUAUUGAAUUUGAUGUAUUUCCUUAUAUGAAAAGAUGCGCACUUGAUAUUAUAUGUGAUACAUCUAUGGGUAGAAAAGUAAAUGCACAAAUAAAUCACAAUCAUCCUUAUGUUUUAGCUGUACAAAAUUUAAAUGUAUUGUCUUUUAAAUAUUUGAGAAUGCCUUGGUUAUGGAUUAAACCUAUCUGGUAUCUUAGUGGAAUGGGAUAUUUAUAUAAUGAUUCAUUAAAACUUGUUACUGAUUUUUCAAAACAAAUUAUAAAUGAAAAAAUAAAUGAAACAUUAGAAAAAAAAGAUUUAGAAAAUAAUAUAAAUGAGAAUUUAGAUGAAUUUGAUAAUGAUAAAAAGAAAAAAGCAUUUCUUGACUUAUUAAUUGAAAAAGCUGAAGAAGGUAAUUUAAGUUAUGAGGAUAUUUGUGAAGAAGUGGAUACUUUUAUGUUUGAAGGACAUGAUACUACCUCCGCUAGUUUAUCUUGGACUAUUUGGUGUUUGGCUCAUUAUCCUGAAUAUCAAGAAAAAUUACAUAAAGAAAUUGAUGAAAUUUUUAAUAAUACUAAUAGAGAUAUAACAUUUAAUGAUCUUUCACAAUUAAAAUAUCUUGAAAUGUGUAUAAAAGAAUCACUCAGAAUAUUUCCUUCUGUUCCAUUAUUUAGUAGAAUUGUUGAAAAUAAUUUUACUCUUGAUAAAUAUAUAAUACCAAAAGGAUCAACUAUUGUUAUAUCACCUCUACUUAUUCAUAGAAAUCCAAAUGUUUUUAAAAAUUCAACAAUCUAUAAUCCAGAUAAUUUUUUACCAGAAAAUAUUAAUCAAAAAAAUUCAUAUUCAUUUAUUCCAUUUUCAGCUGGUCCCAGAAAUUGUAUAGGACAAAAAUUUGCUUUAUAUGAAGAAAAAGUUGUUUUAGCAUGGUUUUUUAGAAAUUUUACAGUUACUUCUAAUAAAUCAUUUGAUUUUACAUUACCAUGCCCAGAAAUAAUAUUAAAGCCAUCAAAAGGUAUUCCAGUAUGUUUAAAAAAAAGAUUUUGA
Molecule: messenger RNA, 1542 nt
Organism: Strongyloides ratti
Lineage: Eukaryota; Metazoa; Nematoda; Chromadorea; Rhabditida; Strongyloididae
Product: Cytochrome P450 4V2
Exons: 3
Coding region: 1-1542 (513 amino acids)
Molecular function (GO): monooxygenase activity; iron ion binding; heme binding
Source: RefSeq, a predicted model, not a curated record